Messenger RNA from Melampsora larici-populina 98AG31, 1746 nucleotides. RefSeq lists its product as uncharacterized. NCBI's taxonomy places the organism in Eukaryota, Fungi, Basidiomycota, Pucciniomycetes, Pucciniales, Melampsoraceae. The record is from RefSeq and is a predicted model, not a curated record. The transcript is spliced from 5 exons. The coding region runs from base 1 to 1746 and encodes 581 amino acids.
AUGAGCCAAAUGGUUUCCGAGAAGUUCGUAUCGACGAGUAAACUUAAUGCGUAUAAGCAGCAAUCUGCAAAGUGUGGUAUCGUCCCAGGCAUUUAUCCAAAGCCUCAACUAUGCGUCCCCACACUUGCCGUCUUUUCGACCGAGUCUCUGCUUGAGUCCCGUACUCCAAUGCCAAUUCCUACCCCAGUGGCAUUUGGUGUAGAGAUGAUACCCGGAACAAUAAAUGGUUUUUAUCGUAACGUGCGCCGGUAUCACGCCGGAAAUCCUCUGCAUGAGCAAGAUGAUCCAACCCCAAUCCAAACGGGCGGACAAAGUCCCCAUCCUGGCCAAGCGCGUCAACAACGCAGAUAUACCCCAGGAAUGACAUUGCUUUCAUUGAGAAUGAAACGUGCCCGAUAUUGUUUACCAAUCAUUAACCCAAACAAAACAAUACGCUCAGUUCAAAUCGUUGAAUCGAUACACAACGAAAUCAUGGCACAAAUGUCUCACUUACCAGUCGAAAUAGUAGAGCAUAUUAUGACUUAUCUCUUUGACAUGGCCAAAUAUUCACCGCUUGAUGCCUCUAAUAGCGCAGAUACUCUGUUUUUAAAUCAAAAUUCUGUUACAUGCUUACUACGAUUACGAUUAUUAGGAAAGGUCUGGGCAAGGCUUAUUCCAAAAUUCGUGUUCAACGCCUUGGAACUGAGGUCUUCCCGAACACAUAGAUGCAUAAGUUUUGUAUUGGGAAGUAGUGUGAAACUAUCGAGCACGAUCCAUUUGAAACGCCUCUUUUUAAAUGGGAUCACGUAUCUACCUGAAAGCUGGUCUGGUUCCUACUUCGGCAAAAUCACAGACAACAAUUUGACGAAACCCGACUUCGAGCAUCAGGACUCUACCAAUAACUUGAUUCGAAUGAAAGAUGCAGCCAAUAUCAUCAGUUUGUGCGGAAGCACCUUAACCGAUCUCAAAAUUUGUUUCACGGACGCCGUUGGAUUCUCGAACAAUCUUGUAGAAGCGAUUAAGCGCGUAACAUCAUUGAAAGUUUUAAUCGUUGAAAGCCUCCGUGUUGAACGCCACUUAUGCGCUGGAAUCUUAUUUGCAACUUUAACAUCUUUGUCUCUGGACCCGGGAGCUUUACCUAAUUUAAUCCAUCUGUGCGUAGAUUGCCAUGUUUCAAAUCACAGGGCGAUAGUUCAUUUCUGUCAACGUCGCAAAAGUUCAAUCAAAUUGCUUGAGUAUCAACCAAAAGAUUAUGCAAACGACGAGACGCCUAUGCUUUUAGCGCUCCAGGAUACACUCGAAGCUAUCUCUGUUAUUAUGAUGCCGGACGACAUCCCACUUGAGCUCCGGAACAGUUCAUUCCCAAACUUGAGGAUCUUGAAGAACAUGUUCAUCAACCCACGCCAUGAUUACCCACAAUGGUUGGGAUGGGCCAUUUUCCGAGAAGUAGAAAUAUAUAUUACAUGUUAUUCUGAGACGGCACACUAUUGGCGCGACAAGUUUGAGCAGUAUGAUGGGCUAGAAUUCCCAAAAAAAUUGAGCCAAUUUAUCUUCUUGACUGAAGACAACCAUUCUGUGAACGAUGAGGCCUUGGCAGGAUUUCUGAACCGUCGACGUAUCAAGUGCCGUUUCGAAACCCAACUUAGCUAUUCUCAAAUUCUGAAAUCAAUUAAAGAACCCAGUGAUAAUUUGCUCACUGUAGAUUUCGGAGUUUUGGCAAUGAAUUCAAGCCGGCAACAAGCAAUGAAGGUAGAUGCAAAGUUCUGA